UAAGUAUACAUAAACAUAUAAAUUUUAGGUUGAAUAAAAUGGAAUUACAAGUACAAGUUUAUCUUCUUCUGGCGAAAAUUACAUAUAUCACAAUAAUAUCGUGAAUACUGGGUAAAGGAUAUAAUGAAAAAAAAUGUAAUGCAACACUGUCUCUGUCUGGAUUCUGGAACAAAGUGUGGAAACUGUUAAUCGCUACAACAUGGCUUUGGUAGCGCCAUCGAUUUCAUGCCACAACCACUACCAUGGACCUCUUCUUCUUCUUCAUAGACCCUGUAAUCGAUUAUUAAAUAAUACAAAUUCUUCAUUGUCAUUCAUCCCUCCUGUCAAUGCAUCUUUUUCUCUUUCAGCUGAAACACGGAACAGAGACUCUGUGGUUCUAACCCAGACUUCAGACCAUCAGCCUACCUUAUCUCAAAGUGUAAGCAAGCUCUGCGAGUCCGGAGACCUAAACGAAGCUUUUCUUCACCUGCAAAGAGAAAAUGGGCUUACCAGCAUGGCAGAGCGAGCUGACACCAUUAGUGCUCUCUUACAGGCUUGUGGCCAAAGAAAGGAUAUUGAGACGGGGCGAAAAGUUCAUGAGCUGGUUUGGGCGUCGAUCCAAUUCAGCAAUGACUUUGUUCUUAAUACCCGUCUCAUCACAAUGUACUCCAUGUGUGGAUCUCCUUCAGAUUCUCGCCUCGUUUUCGAUGGACUUCAGAGGAGGAACCUAUUUCAGUGGAAUGCCCUUAUUAGCGGCUACACAAGAAAUGAGCUUUGGGAUGAGGCGGUGUCUGUGUUCUGUGAAUUACUUUCCACCACGGAUCUUAGGCCUGAUAAUUUCACCUUACCAUGCGUUAUUAAGGCUUGCGGUGGGCUUUCGUGUUUGGAAUUGGGACAGGCAAUUCAUGGCAUGUCGAUGAAGAUGGAACUGGGUCCAGAUGUGUUUGUGGGUAAUGCUCUGAUUGCUAUGUAUGGCAAGUGUGGAUCAAUUGGUGAGGCAGUUAAAGUGUUUGUGAGAAUGCCCGAUAGGAAUUUGGUUUCUUGGAAUGCCAUGAUAUGUGGGUUCUCUGAAAAUGGGCUUCCGAAAGAGAGUUUCGAUGCAUUCAGGGAGAUGCUCAUUGAUGGGGAAGGUUUCACACCUGAUGUCGCAACGCUGGUGACAAUAUUGCCAGUUUGUACGGGGGAAGGAGACAUUGAAAUGGGGAGGGUGGUCCAUGGGUUAGCUGUUAAAUUAGGUCUGAGUCAUGAAAUAACAGUAAACAAUGCCAUGAUUGACAUGUAUUUGAAGUGUGGCUAUGUAAUUGAUGGCCAGGUCCUAUUUGAAAAGGCCAUUCACAGAAACGUGGUUUCUUGGAAUACCAUGAUCGGUGGUUAUUCAAGAGAAGGAUAUGUAUGCAGAACUUUUGAUCUUUUACGCCAAAUGCAAAAGGAGGAUGGUGCAACAAGGCCCAGUGUAAUAACCAUCUUGAACGCAUUGCCAGUUUGUUUAGAACAGUCAGAAUUGUGUAGAUUGAAGGAACUCCAUGGCUAUGCUUUUAGAAACGGGUUUCAAUGUGAUGAUCUGGUGGCUAAUGCUCUUGUUGCCGCUUAUGCAAAAUGUGGGUCGCUGAGAUUUGCAGACCAUGUCUUCUAUGGCAUGGAGACCAAAACGGUAAGCUCUUGGAAUGCAAUCAUUGGUGGAUAUGCACAGAAUGGAGACCCAAGAAAAGCGGUAGAUUUGUUCCUGCAAAUGACUUAUUCAGGCAUAGAGCCUGACUGGUUCAGUAUUGGUAGUCUGCUUCUAGCUUGUGCCCACCUGAAAUCUUUGAGGGAUGGAAAAGCAAUUCAUGGUUUUGUGCUGCGCAACAGUUUGGAAAUGGAUUCCUUUAUCGGUAUUUCACUAAUUUCUCUUUAUAUUCAAUGUGGAGAACCAUCAUCUUCGCGGAUAUUGUUUGAUGGUAUGGGGGAAAGAAAUCUGGUGUCAUGGAAUGCAAUGAUUGCUGGGUACUCACAGAAUGGACACCAUGACAAAACCCUUGAUCUCUUCCGCCAAAUGGUGCAGGAUGGAAUUCAACCUUCUGAGAUUGCAAUAAUGAGUGUGUUUGGGGCUUGUGCACAGUUGUCAACAUUGCGGCUUGGAAAAGAGGCCCAUUGCUUUGCUUUAAAAGAUGACUUCAUUGAAGAUCCAUUUGUUGGCAGUUCAAUCAUAGAAAUGUAUGCAAAGAGUGGUUGCAUCAAGCAAGCUCGCAUGGUUUUUGACAGAUCAAAGGAGAAAGACGUGGUGUCAUGGACCGUAAUGAUUACAGGAUAUGGACUUAAUGGAUAUGGACAAGAGUCCAUAGAGCUGUUUGAAAGUAUGCAGAGAGAAGGCUUGAAGCCAGAUGGUUUCACAUUUGUUGGUAUUUUGAUGGCAUGCAGCCAUUCAGGGCUGGUUGAAAAGGGUCUAAAAUACUUUCUAGAGAUGCAAGGGGAGCACAGCAUUGAACCUCAGAUAGAGCAUUAUGCUUGUGUGGUGGAUAUGCUUGGUAGGGCUGGACGCUUGGAUGAUGCCAUGAAACUCAUAGAGGAGAUGCCAGUAGAACCAGAUGCUGGAAUUUGGAGUGCAUUGCUCAGUGCUUGUAGAAUUCAUGGCAAUGUUGGUCUGGGGGAGAAAAUUGCUGAGAAGCUGUUAGAAUUGGAACCAGACAAGGCAGAAAAUUAUGUUGCAACCUCAAAUCUUUUUGCAGGAUCAAGGAGGUGGGAUGUUGUAAGAAGGGUGAGAGGAUGGAUGAAUGAGAUGGGCCUGCAAAAGGAGGCUGGCUGUAGUUGGAUUGAAGUUAAAGGGAAAGUUUAUAACUUUGUAGCAGGUGAUGAUGUGCUUCCCGAGUCAGAAGAGAUGUGCAGAAUGUGGCAAUCACUAGAGGAGAAGAUAAUUAAAAUUGGAUAUGUACCUGAUACAACUUUGGUGCUACAUGAGUUGGAUGAACAUGAGAAAGAAAAGAUACUGCGAGGACAUAGUGAGAAGCUUGCUAUUUCUUUUGGUCUGUUGAAGACGACUAAAGGUGUGACACUGAGAGUUUGCAAGAACCUUCGCAUAUGUGGGGAUUGCCACAAUGCAUUGAAGUUGGUGUCCAAGGUGGUGGACAGGGAAAUAGUUGUGAGGGACAACAAACGUUUCCAUCAUUUUAGACAUGGGUUAUGUUCAUGUGGAGAUUAUUGGUAGGUGGAGAAUAGAGAAUGAAGUUGUUCGUGUUUGGUGUAAGUUUGGGAUGUUGAUAGGCUCCUAAUGUUAUUUCGAAGUGCUCUUACAAUGAUGGAAGAGAUUUCAGCUGCUAAUGGUUGUAAGACAGGUCUGAAAGAGUAGAAAGAGCUGACAGGACAAGUUGUUCGUGUUUGGUGUAAGUUUGGGAUGUUGAUAGGCUCCUAAUGUUAUUUCGAAGUGCUCUUACAAUGAUGGAAGAGAUUUCAGCUGCUAAUGGUUGUAAGACAGGUCUGAAAGAGUAGAAAGAGCUGACAGGACAUGUUGAUUGAAUAUUGCAAUAGGGAGAGAUGGUGAGCAAAUUCUUCAUAGAAAUGGAGCAUGGAGGCAUUACAGACUUUGGUACGCAAGUGCUUUUUAUGGUCCAUUCAGAGAAGCUUUAGACUCAAACCCUCGUUUUGGAGACAAAAAAACUUACCAGAUGAACCCAGCAAACUACAGAGAAGCUUUGGUUGAGACCCAUGCAGAUGAGGAUGAGGGAGCUGAUAUCCUUUUGGUGAAACCUAGACUUCCAUACUUGGAUGUUAUACGGCUUCUUCGAGAUAACUCCUCACUGCCAAUUGCUGCAUAUCAGAAGGAGAACCAUGUUUGGCAAGAUCCCCCCAGCAACAACUGAGUUCUGGGCCGUGAUUAGAGGACUAAGAAAGUUUUUUGUAUGGGUGUAAAGACAAGUUUUUUGUUUUCAAAUGCUAAAGCAGUAUUAACGAAGCUCAAAGGGACAGACAAGUAGAUACCAUGGGACCAACAAGCACUUUAUGAUCAUAUUUUGGAACUUCUAUCUUUUUUUGAAAAUAUUAAAAUCAUGUAUGUAAGCAGUGAUGCCAUUUUGCGAGCCCAUGAACUGGCAAGGAGAGCUCGGCAUAUGAACUAUUUUAUAAAUAGUUACGCCAGCUCGGUAAACCUCAUUCAUCUUUUUGUGAAACCAUGUAAAGGGAUCCAAAUGUUCCCUUAACUUCCCCUUUAAUGAAUUAUAGUUUUAUCUUUGCAGAAAAAAAAAAUGUUAUCCUAAGGUUCA
Messenger RNA from Nelumbo nucifera (sacred lotus), 4211 nucleotides. RefSeq names its product Pentatricopeptide repeat (PPR) superfamily protein. Gene Ontology annotation, biological process: RNA modification. Gene Ontology annotation, molecular function: protein binding; RNA binding; zinc ion binding. The record is from RefSeq and is a predicted model, not a curated record. NCBI's taxonomy places the organism in Eukaryota, Viridiplantae, Streptophyta, Magnoliopsida, Proteales, Nelumbonaceae.